Messenger RNA from Anisakis simplex (herring worm), 1059 nucleotides. The record is from the annotation of a GenBank genome assembly. Lineage: Eukaryota; Metazoa; Nematoda; Chromadorea; Rhabditida; Anisakidae.
AUGAAAAGUGUCGAUCUCGCGUACAAAUACUGCGACGAGAAUAAAGUCCCCUAUAAACGCAAUGGUAAAUUGAUUGUGGCGGUUGAACCCGAAGAAAUUCCUCGCCUUGAGGCUUUGUUCGAACGAGCGCAGAAGAAUAAUUGCAAGAAUAUAUCGAUGAUCGAUGGUUCGAAAAUAAAAGAUUAUGCUACGCAUAUUCAAGGUCUCAAAGCGAUUUGGUCACCGUACACAGGUAUAGUGGAUUGGGCGCUUGUGACGCGUUCAUUUGCCGGCGAUUUCGAGAAGCGCGGUGGUACGGUCUAUACGGGUUAUCCGCUGGAGAAGUUCUCGAUUGCCGGAGAAUCACCAAAGCAAGGCACACCCAACGACUACCCACUCGUCAUUCACUCAAAACCUGGCCUCGCACAACUUCGUUGUAAAUAUGUUAUCACAUGCGCUGGUCUGCAAUCGGAUCGUGUCGCGCAACUUUCGGGCUGUUCAAAUAUCCCAAAAAUCGUUCCAUUCCGAGGAGAAUAUCUGCUGCUGACAUCCGAAAAGAAGAAUCGAAUCAAAGCGAAUGUUUAUCCGGUGCCAGAUCCCCGCUUCCCGUUCCUUGGUGUCCAUUUCACACCACGUAUGGACGGAGACGUAUGGCUUGGACCCAAUGCAGUUUUAGCGUAUAAGCGUGAAGGUUACUCGUAUUUCGCAGUAUCGCCGAAAGAUCUGUGGGAUGCACUCACUUUUCGAGGAAUGCAUAAACUGAUCUACAAAUAUUUGGGAUACGGAAUGAAGGAAUUUUAUCGUGGCAUUUGGAUAAGAGCACAAGUGAAGCAGCUGCAACGUUUUAUGCCUGAUCUUACCAUCAAGGACGUUAAGAGAGGACCAUCCGGUGUUCGUGCACAAGCAAUGGACGCAGAUGGGAAUUUGGUGGACGAUUUUGUGUUCGAUAGCGGGACGGGCGAUAUUGCGUCUCGCAUUCUGCACGUUCGUAAUGCGCCCAGUCCGGGUGCGACGAGCAGUCUGGCGAUCGCCGAAAUGAUCAACGACAAAGCUGCCGAUCUGUUCCAUUUGAAACACUAA